UCCGACAGGUUCAACCGACCGGUCUGGUCCGGAUUUAAAAACCUUGCUAGAAAGAAUAAAGAAAACCUUAAGAGGAUUAUAUAUGUACAUCUCGGGCACAAAGGGAAGGGCAGAACGGACCCGCCCAAAUCGGUUCGCAGACGAGAACCAAAGGGACGCCGCCGCCCAGAUCUGCAGAAGGACGCGCACAGCUUCUGUUUUCCCUCUUUCCUCCAGUGUUGCUUCUCAAAAAAUUCUGUAGAGGAGGACGACCCAAACCCAGACGCAGACGCAGUAGCUUCUGUUUUGUUUCUCUUCCCCGACAGCCUUGCUUAGGAAAUCACCACAGCAGCACACCAUUGUGGACGCAGUGCAAUUCGGCUUGCUCUUCAUUUGGACUGGUUCUAUUUAUUUUUUAAAUUCGAUUUUUAUCAUGAUUUUCUGCUGGGUUUUCUGAAUUAUGGCUGUCCAGAACUCCAUUAUGUGUAGCUAGAUUUCUUUGAACUAAGGAUGAAUGGAUUUUAAU
Rubroshorea leprosula is the source of this 505-nucleotide messenger RNA. The record is from the annotation of a GenBank genome assembly. NCBI's taxonomy places the organism in Eukaryota, Viridiplantae, Streptophyta, Magnoliopsida, Malvales, Dipterocarpaceae.